Molecule: messenger RNA, 648 nt
Organism: Caenorhabditis bovis
Lineage: Eukaryota; Metazoa; Nematoda; Chromadorea; Rhabditida; Rhabditidae
Source: the annotation of a GenBank genome assembly
AUGGCAGCCGGAGCUAUUUUAAAAACCACUGGGGCGAUUGCCGCCAUCACCACGCUCGUUCUUAUCGGAACAGGAUUGUUCUACAUGCUCAGUGGUCAAGGCCAUCGAUUCGACAUUGCCUGGUUCUUGACUUCCACUUCCCCACAUAUGUGGGCCGGACUUGGAAUUGCUUCCUCACUUUCUUUGUCAGUUUUGGGUGCUGGAUGGGGAAUUUUCACAACCGGAUCCUCGAUUCUCGGCGGAGGAGUCAAAGCUCCAAGAAUCCGCACGAAAAAUCUUGUUUCAAUUAUUUUCUGUGAGGCUGUGGCUAUCUUCGGAAUUAUCAUGGCGUUCGUUUUCGUCGGAAAGUUCGCUGAGUUUCAACGUGAGAAACUUGACCUUUCCGGUCCUGGUGGACUUGCCAUUCUUUCCCGCAACUUGGCAGCUGGAUACAUGAUUUUCGGAGGAGGGCUUACCGUCGGACUUAGCAAUCUUGUUUGUGGACUUGCUGUUGGAAUCGUCGGAUCAGGAGCGGCCAUCGCUGAUGCUGCCAAUCCCGCUUUGUUUGUGAAAAUCCUCAUCAUCGAAAUUUUCGCUUCUGCUAUCGGAUUAUUCGGCAUGAUUAUUGGAAUUGUUCAGACCAACAAAGCUUCGAUGGGAGACAAGUAA